AUGAGCACCCAAGCUGCAACCGCUCAGAACCUAUCGUUCGUCCUCGAAGGAAUCCAUCAGGUCAAAUUCGAAGACCGUCCGAUUCCCGAAUUAAAGGAUCCCCACGAUGUUCUUGUGAAUGUCAGAUAUACUGGCAUCUGCGGUAGUGAUGUACACUACUGGGAACAUGGCUCAAUCGGUCAGUUCGUUGUGAAGGAACCUAUGGUCCUCGGGCAUGAAUCUUCUGGCGUCAUCAGUAAAGCUGGUUCGGCCGUCAAAACGCUGAAGGUGGGUGAUCAAGUCGCUAUGGAACCAGGUAUCUCUUGUCGUCGAUGUGAGCCUUGUAAGUCUGGCAAAUAUAAUCUUUGCGAAAGCAUGGCUUUUGCAGCCACUCCCCCUUACGAUGGUACCUUGGCGAAGUAUUACGUUCUGCCCGAGGAUUUCUGCUACAAGCUUCCCAGCCAGAUCACCCUACAGGAGGGUGCAGUUAUGGAGCCCCUCAGCGUUGCUGUGCACAUCGUGAAACAAGCAAAUGUCAGCCCGGGGCAGUCAGUUGUAGUUUUCGGAGCUGGCCCUGUGGGACUCCUGUGUUGUGCUGUGGCGAAGGCUUUCGGGGCUUCCAAGAUUAUCGCAGUGGAUAUCCAACCGGCAAGGCUAGAUUUUGCCAAAAAAUACGCAGCAACGGCAACAUUCGAGCCCGCUAAAACGCUUGCAGUAGCGAACGCAGACCGGAUGAAGGAGGAGAAUGAAUUAGGUUCGGGUGCAGAUGUUGUUAUCGAUGCUUCCGGCGCUGAACCUUCAGUGCACACUGGCAUUCAUGUUCUUCGCACUGGUGGUACAUAUGUACAGGGUGGGAUGGGCCGAAGCGAGAUCACCUUCCCAAUAAUGGCGGCUUGCACAAAGGAGUUGAACGUCAAGGGUAGUUUCCGCUAUAGCAGCGGAGACUACAAGCUAGCGGUUGACCUUGUCGCUUCAGGCAAAGUGAACGUGAGGGACUUGAUCACCGGUACAGUCAAUUUCGAAGAUGCUGAGCAGGCAUUCAAAGAAGUUAAAGCCGGAAAAGGAAUUAAGACUUUGAUUGCUGGUAUUGAAGCAUGA
Molecule: messenger RNA, 1077 nt
Organism: Aspergillus wentii DTO 134E9
Lineage: Eukaryota; Fungi; Ascomycota; Eurotiomycetes; Eurotiales; Aspergillaceae
Product: NAD(P)-dependent alcohol dehydrogenase
Exons: 3
Coding region: 1-1077 (358 amino acids)
Biological process (GO): D-sorbitol catabolic process
Molecular function (GO): zinc ion binding; L-iditol 2-dehydrogenase (NAD+) activity
Source: RefSeq, a predicted model, not a curated record